CGCGUGUCCUCUUGGUAAUUGCCAUUUUCCGGUCUAGUCAAAUAUUAUAAUGAUAUAAGCCAAUGAAGAUAAAGGAACUGGAACGCUUUGCUCACUGCGCUUGGUCUCCCGCAUCUUGCGACUCCACGAUUUUGGCCACUAUCACAGCUGAGGAUGAUGGCAAUGGUACACUCGGCACUUGUACUAGUUCACCUCCCGUUCUGGAGCUGUUCCGUAUCCAGUGGGAUUCACAACUUGAUAUGCCACUCACUGCGAGCAUUAACGUGGAGUCCAGGAGCACUCGCCUCUGCUGGAGCCAGCCCAGCUCAGGGGCCGAGUUCGGCCUUUUAAUUUCCGGAGGUAUAUCCGGUGAUUUGGUCUUAUACAACCCAUAUGCCCUGCUCACCACAUCCUAUGAUUCAGAGUUUGAUUCACUUUCCCACGUGAUCUACGCUUCUAAGACCCGGGCUCAUACGGGAGUGGUACGCGGACUGGAUGCAAAUCGCUUCCAGACCAAUCUGUUCGCUUCUGUCUCGGAUGAGUCGGAAAUCUACAUUUGGGACGUGGAAAAGUUCGAUCAACCCAUGUCACCUGGGAAUAAAUUACAACCACCCGAAUUAAUUAGCACCGUCGCAUGGAAUCCGCAUGUCCAGCAUAUUUUGGCCACCACAUGUGCCGGUCAUUGUACCAUUUGGGAUUUGCGUCGCAGUGAUCCGGUGAUCCAUUUGACCAAAACAAUGUGUCAGUUUGAGCCACAUCUCAUGGCUUGGAGUCCGGAUGUGGCCACGCGACUAUGUUUGGCUGAUCCGUCUCACCCCACUGCUGAUGUGUUGCUGUGGGAUCUACGUUAUCCGAAACAUAUGCUUGCGUUGAUCGCUCGAUGGCCGCCCUCGACUUGCGGUCCACUGGACCAAGCUGCUCUAGGCAACGCCGGCACCGUAAACGCUCUGGUCUGGUCUCCUAUACUACCAUCUGGGAAUUAUCACAAACCCGGACUGUCGUUGCAUGACCCCGAUUUAGUGGCUGUGUCUAUCACCGCAUCCGGUGCGCUACCCACUCCAGAGGGUGGAUUGGGCACCGGUUUGGAACCAACCAGCGGCGAAUUUCUUGUCGUGUGGAGCGUAUCAGAUGCACUGAAGGCGGUUCAAUCCGAGUCCGUUGGCAUCACAGCCCCACGACAGCCACUCUUCGUGGCUCGGCUGGAAGACUCUGGUUUGGAUGGCUCACCCUCGUCUGCUGUCCCCGGUGCUCUGCCAACGAACGCAGCUGUGCACUGGUUACCAAAACUACCUGGCCUGGUGGGAGUCACCCAGUCGGACGGUUGGAUCAGCGUAAUCAAUCUGCUGUCGGGCAUCGAUAAACCCUCUGCGGUUACUUCUGUGCGUUUAGCUCAAAGGUCGCGCGCUGCACAUUCCUCCAGAUCGCGACACGCAUCACAUAAAGUCGCCGAAGCGUUCGGGGAAGAGGUGGAUCUCUCAGACAUCUCUGCGAAAGAGAAUACUGAUAGUCUGACACAAUUAACUGAAGAGAAUGUGAUCUCUGACCCUACACUUAUCAGUUGGGAGAAAUCUGCCGUGCAACAAAAUAACGUCGAGAAAUUGCGGUCUUUUCUUCAAAUUCCUCAGCCGUUGCCUUGUUUGCGUGUUGCUCCAUGCUGGACGAAACGGCCGACUGGCGCCAACUUCUCCUUCGGCGGUCGUCUCGUCUGGUUCACCACCAGCUCUCACGACUCUUCACUGCGCACUCGAUCUUCCUUCAGUCAAUCUACGGCAUCGACCGGCCUUGUUUCUGCUCCCUCAUCUCCGGCCAUUGUAGGCUCCGUUGGUAAAAUCGUGCACUUGAGCUGGAUCGAUACGGCGUACGACUCUUGUGUCCCUGGCCUGAAAGCAUCCGCAGGGAAUAUGGUUGACACUCGUCAGGCCUUGGUAACUUGGCUUAAGGAAGCCAUCAGUCAGCCAGUCUCUGAGUUGGACGGUUUAUGCACAUAUCUCGAGGACUUUUUCGAACCAUCAAGCUUCGAAUGCAGUUCAUUCCGAAUUUUUCCUUGGAAACUUUUCCGGGUGCGUUUGCGGUCUGCUGACCAACUGGUCUCCGCUGUCUCCGAUCAACUGGGAUUCAACCGUCAAAGCGUCCAGUCUCACAUUGAGAAGACUCUGAUGGAAUCAUCUGACUCGUUGCAAGGGCAGGAAAACCCACAUUCAAAGGCCAUAGCAAAUUUGAACAUCCUGAAGAUGGCUCUCGUCACCAGUGACCUCGCUUCCAGCAUCCGGCUUUGUUUACACAGUACGUUCACCGCCCUUAACUGUGACCUGAUAUCUCCACUGAGUGCGAUUUCUGUUCUAUUGGCGAAGCUCACUGGGGAUCACGAGCUGUGUGCUGAAAUCCAGCAAUCCGUUUUAACCGCACUUAAUCAAGGUUCAUCCAAGGAGCCUGCGCUGCACACGCUGACGCUUCUACUAACUGGCCUCAUUCUUGGUGACUGGGCUAGUGUGCUCACUGAUUGGCCUCUAACCGAUUGGUCCACGGCGCUCGCCGCAAUUGUCAAUCAUACCAUGUCUCAAAAUGCAUCGUUGUUUCGUACUCUUUGCGGUAUUCUAAUUUCCCGAUGCCUCAAUUUAUCCGAACACUGCGAGCUGUCGUCCAUCGAUCGGUAUAAGGCUGCUUGGACUUGUGCCAUACUGUGUUGUGACUUGGACGCCAUCAUUCAGUCAUGGUACGGCAUGCAUUCUCUAGUGAAUGCGGAACUGCAGGGUGACCAACUCUUACCGCUUGCACUCCAACUGAUCGUGGUCAGCAAAUGUCUUGAUGAGUCCACUGGACUCAUUCCGAGUGUGUCCAAACUUUUCACCACAGUUGCCAUGUGGCUUGGACAAAUUCGAUCGGGCCAUGAUGAAGAGGACAUAACGCUCGCUCUGCAACUUUUACACCGGUUCACUUUGAAUCCCGAAUCAUCCUUUCACUCGGUAGAAUCUGACGAGCUUGCGCACCGCUUGUGGUGUAGCCUAUCCGACACGGAGCGCCGAAGAGCGGUGGGGCAAUUUAAACCGAUGUUCUCGUGUCCUUUUGAAAAAUCGUUGGCAUUUUGUGGUCGCCAGUGUCCUUGUGCUUUACGGCCGACAGCUGUGGCGGACUUUGCCUACUCUCCGUACGCCACCGCUCAAACUCCGUCUUCAUUCAUUCCUCAGUCACCUGCGCCUAAUCUCCCUUCGCUUUCGAAAGUCACACCACCUACAGUUCCUGGUUACCCAACAAGUCCUGUGCACUCAGCCACUAUGGGAUCUGUGCUGAAUCCUUCGCAACGCGCGCCAUCCUUUCCAGUGUACACCUCCGCACUUUCACACAAUGCUCCUGUUCUUCCACCAACACCUGCAGGAAACUUUGAUCCCGCUCCCGUGGUGACUACGCCUUGGUGUCCUCCAUCUUUGCCUUCAUAUCCGUCACCGGUGCUCACCGGGACCCAUCAGACUACUAGCAUUCCGCCAUAUUCUACUACUGCUCAUGCGUUUGCACCACCUGCUGUAGAUCCCCAAGUCCAAAGGUCAAACAGUUUCCUCUCAGAUGGUUACUUGGCUAGCGCUACGGGUGCACCCAAAACUGACACACCCGUUCCGCCCCAUCUGGCUCACGUGUUACCUCAUGGACCUGCCGCGAUACCAACGUUACUGCGUCCACAGUCUGCUGCGUAUACUAGCAAGGCGUGGAAUGAUCCACCGAUGCUUGCACCCACAUAUCAUCAUCCCGUUCGACCCGUAGUGUCUCAAAACAACUUCUACGAUCCGACUCAGUUUUCAGGAGCGCCAACACAACCACGAGCCCCGUCAGCUUUGCCCUCCGUGGAAUCCUACUCUCGACCCGCUCUUAUCCGUCCCUACAUUCCACCUAAUGACAUGGGGAGUCCUCAGAUGAAUGGGAUCCACCCUCCCCUGCCUGAAGCACGAAAUGCGUUUAACGCAACGCCAUUACCUCCACCUCAACUACCACCGUCUACGAACCUACCGCAGCAAGCGACGCUACCUCCCCAUAGUUCCACUGUCUACCCCAGCACCUGUGUUUCCACUUCCAAUAUUCAUCAUCAGGCUAGUCUCGCUGAAGAGCGUUUUGGUUUUGGGGUUAAUUGGUUGCCUCCCACAUCGCGUUCUUUGUACCAGUCUGGCAACCAGACUCUGAACCCUAGCUUGGAACAGUGGCCAGCAGCUCAGCCACUGGGCACUGCUUCUCCUAUGCUCCCUACUACACCUGAUUCGAUGCACAGGUUUCACGAAGAACCUGUGCACCAUCUACCGGCUCAUGCUCCAUCAAGUGAAUCGACUUUAAACCAGGUGCCUUCUGAGUUCGCCGCUAUUGAAAACGAGUUGACCAGACUGGUCCAGCUUUGUCGCACCGUCGGAGGUAAAUCGUUUGCUGCCAAAAUGGACAUCGUCGAACGGCGACUUUCCACUCUCUCCACUAUCUUUCGUCGUUGGUCUUCCGAGGGCCCCGUUCUGUCCGACUUGGUUCUCGGCCACUUGAAAGAUUGCGUGUCCGCUGCCUCACAGUCCAACUUUGCUCAGGCGGUUGAGCAUGCCAAUCUGCUUAUCCAGUCGGCAUCGGGAUUCGAGUCCAUCCACGGCUUCGCUCCCGGUCUGAAAAUACUCAUGCAAUCGGCACGUCAGCUUUUCCCCUCGCCUCAUGAAGCUGAUCCACCGCACUCCACAGACGCAAGAUACGCCGUACAUUCGGCUACCUAGCAGGGAUCGGGUCGAAUUGCACCGCUUUGUGGCCUCAAAUCAUCCGUGCCAUUUUUGUCUUUCCCUUUGUGUACUGACUUGAGUAGGAAAUCAACUCACUUUUAAUCACUCGUACUCUCGAUUGCGUACGUACUACACUUCCGUCUCCUGGUAGUGAUGACACUUUUUCUUGCUCUUAAGCAGACCGGUGAUACGGUUCGUGCUUUUGUGUGGAACACUGCUUUUUCAUGUUUUUCCUUGUGUUUCUUCAUGAUCUCUUGGUUGUAUUGAAUGCGAUGCCGAUAACAUUUUCGCGUUGCACUGAGAUUUUUACCCCAUCAAAUUAUUUCACAAUGGAUAUGCUCGUUGUGUUGCCCACCCCAGUGGAAAAUUCUCGUCCGUUGUACCCAUGGGACGUUUGUAACCGGAUUACACUAUGGUAGCUGAGAUGCGAUCGGUGGUCUCAGGCCCUACCUCAAUUCAUUGGGUUGCCACUUUGCUCCGUCGACCACUUUCCGCCAUUCAUUACUCUGACCACAACUCUCGGACUGACAGUUACCGAUGAUAUCCUUCUCAAAUGAAGGAUUUAUCGCGCAACUGCAAUCAGCAAGUAGAUUGCGCCUUUUUGAGGCUUUGUUUUAUUAGGACACCUUAUCCGCA
Messenger RNA from Dicrocoelium dendriticum, 5345 nucleotides. The record is from the annotation of a GenBank genome assembly. NCBI's taxonomy places the organism in Eukaryota, Metazoa, Platyhelminthes, Trematoda, Plagiorchiida, Dicrocoeliidae.